ACUACCAUCUCUGGAAACCUCUCUGAAUCUGCUCUUUCAGAAGUCCAGAGAGCCUUUCUUCUUCUUCUUCUUAUUCUUCUUCUUGACCUUUUGCGCAGCUUUGGUCCUGGCUAUGCGCUUUUCCAAAGGCCUACAGGGCUAGGAGGGCGCAUGCAUGCAUGCACUGAUGCACACAUGGCUGUCAAGACAGGCAGGUCAUAGACAGAGGCAUAGCCACCCUAGGCCACUGUGGCUUCCAACUUCCAAGAACCCUCUCACCACCACCCUUCGACAUUGAUUUCCCUCCUACGCAGCUAUAGCUCCCGUCCUAUCCCUUUCCUCGCGCCAUUGAUUUCAUCUCUUCUUCCUUGUCCUGGUCACAUCAACAUCAACGCAGCCACUGUCGCGCGAGAGAAAAAGGUCUCACAUGGUCCUUUUGCAAGCCUCUCUCCUCACCCGUCGAGUGCUGUCUGUCACUGCGCAAGGGGCAUCACACGCAGCAGCUGCACUGCGUGUGUAUAAAUGACCGCCUUGCUUCCUCCCAUUCAUAUCUCACAUCUUUGGUCAGUGACACUGAGAGAACCAUCUUUGGUCGCGAGUCUUCUUGGUACUUGAAAGCUUCUUCUUCCUCUUGCUGUUGCUGCUGUUGUGAGGGUUUGCGAUGGGAGUGGGGGGCACCUUGGAGUACCUGUCCGGGCUGCUGGGGGGCGGUGGAGGCCAUGGCCAUGGCCACGGCCACGGCAACAGGAGGAGGAGGAAGCAGAUGCAGACGGUGGAGCUCAAGGUCAGCAUGGACUGCGAGGGGUGCGAGCGCAAGGUCAAGAACGCCCUCUCCUCCAUGAAAGGGGUCCGAUCAGUGAACAUCAACAGGAAGCAGCAGAAGGUGACGGUGGCGGGGUACGUGGAGGCCAGCAAGGUGCUGAGGAAGGCGCAGUCCACGGGGAAGAAGGCCGAGAUCUGGCCCUACGUGCCCUACAGCCAGGUCAGCCAGCCCUACGUCGCCGGCACCUACGACAAGCGGGCCCCCGCCGGCUACGUCAGGAGCCAGGAGCCCGGCUACGGCAACGUGUCCGGCCAGGUCAGCAGGCAGGACGACCAGCUCACCGACAUGUUCAACGACGACAACGCCAACUCCUGCGCCGUCAUGUGAUGCGACGAGAGAGUAAAAAAAAAACUUGUGCUGAUGUUCUGCAUGCGGCUAGUGAUCCCUGUAAGGAAGUGUUGGACAAUGUUUGCGAGUUCAUCUCAAGUAGUAGCACUGAAGUAGUAUGAAUGUUACUAGUAGUUUGGAGUGCU
Triticum aestivum (bread wheat) is the source of this 1275-nucleotide messenger RNA. Its product is annotated as heavy metal-associated isoprenylated plant protein 23. Lineage: Eukaryota; Viridiplantae; Streptophyta; Magnoliopsida; Poales; Poaceae. Gene Ontology annotation, molecular function: metal ion binding. The record is from RefSeq and is a predicted model, not a curated record. The coding region runs from base 641 to 1129 and encodes 162 amino acids. The transcript is spliced from 2 exons.